Messenger RNA from Seriola aureovittata, 7485 nucleotides. RefSeq names its product nuclear receptor binding SET domain protein 3 (gene nsd3). Gene Ontology annotation, cellular component: nucleus; chromatin. The coding region runs from base 450 to 5282 and encodes 1610 amino acids. The record is from RefSeq and is a predicted model, not a curated record. The transcript is spliced from 25 exons. Gene Ontology annotation, molecular function: protein binding; histone H3K36 methyltransferase activity. Gene Ontology annotation, biological process: regulation of DNA-templated transcription. Lineage: Eukaryota; Metazoa; Chordata; Actinopteri; Carangiformes; Carangidae.
GACCAGGCCUAGACUUAGAAAGCAAGGGUGCUUUUGUUAAAGCAGAGGAAGAGGGAGCUAGAGAUCGUUAUUAUUAUUAUUAUUAUUAUUAUUAUUAUCGUUACUAUGAAGACUGCACACAGGAGGGGGAGCGAGAAUUGAACAUAUCUGUCUCUAGCAGGGUUUUCACUAAAUGCUCCAGUCCCUACAUUGAGGAAGAGCCAAGCUUUGGGAUUGGGUAGCGACCAGAUAGCGUAACACCCCCUCCUCCUCUGUGUAGAGAAUUGCGUUAAAACGAAAAGGAAAGGCCUGCGCUUUAUCAAUAGUACAGGAUUAUUUUUUUUAUUUUUCUCAUUUUUUCCCCUAUAGAUUAAACGAGGAAACGUUGCUGGCUGGUGUAUGUGUUUAGAAUGGGACACGCUGAAGGUCCAGUCAAAGAAAAAGACAGUUAAGGAUGCAGGAGCCCAACAAUGGAUUUCUCCUUCUCUUUCAUGCAAGGGAUCAUGGGAAAUACAAUUCAGCAACCCCCUCAGCUCAUUGACUCAGCCAACAUCAGACAGGAAGGCACCUGCGACACCGGUAGUGACCCGGGCGAGGAUGGUGGACCCUCCUACGAUGCUGCCCUGGAUGCAGAGUUCUCUUACCCGCCGUCAGCCUCGGAGGACAUGCAGCAGGUCUCCAAUGGCUUCCCGCCUGGUCUGGGCAUGUAUGAGCCGCAGGCCAAGUUUUCCAUGUACUCGCAGUUCCCUAACGGCUCGGCUAACGGCUAUGGGGCCAUACGGAGCUACGGCGAGCACGGUCUCAUGCCAGGGGAAGGGACGGUCCUGAGAGGCCCAGGCCUCCAGGAGCGACCUUUGUCUCCUGUUUCUCCUCCGCUGCCCACACAUCACCCGCACCUCCACCACCAUCAUCAUCACCCCCAUCACCACCACCACGCGCACCAUUUCCACUCAAACCCACCUCAUAUACAAACCCACUCGCACCCACAGAGUCCAACCCCACCGCCACUGCCUUCCCAGCACCAUCUGUCCCAGACGCCACACAUCAUGACCCACACACUCCCCCCUCCUCCUCCAUUACACCUGCCUUCCUCCAGUCCUCCCCCCUCACUUGUGGACAGUACUCCCUCUUCUCAGCCCUCUCACGCCCCGUCCAUCACCCCUGGUGGGGUGCUGAAGAAAACCAGCUCUCCGGAGAUCAAGCUGAAGAUCAUAAAGACGUAUCAGAAUGGAAAAGAGCUGUUUGAAUCUGCGCUGUGUGGAGACCUACUGCAGGAGCUGCAGAAGGAGUCUCAGAAGAACGAGGCCGCUCAGAUGCAGCGCAGACAUGAGAGGAAGAAGGAGAAGAGGAAAAAGAGUGCGAGGCUGCAGCAGCAGGUCCAGGAACAGAGCCUGGACCAGAGCCAAACACAGGCAGGUACAACGGGCCAGACAGAGGACACCCACGUCCAGCCCCAGCCAACAGAAGCACCCCCGGCCCAGACAGAGAAGCCUCAGAAGACGGUUAUCAAAGCUGAACCAAAGACACCAAAGGUUCCGAAGGUCCAUCAUCCAUCAGUGAUCCAAGAGACGGGCUUCUGUAAGGAGUUUGUGAUAGGAGACCUGGUGUGGUCCAAGGUGGGCACCUACCCCUGGUGGCCCUGCAUGGUCUCCUCUGACCCGCAGAUGAAGGUCCACACUCGUAUCAACACCAGAGGUCACAGGGAGUAUCACGUCCAGUUCUUUGGCAGCGUUGCUGAGCGAGCAUGGAUCCAUGAGAAGAGGAUUGUCAUGUACCAAGGGAAGAAACAGUUCGAUGACCUUCAGUCCGAGACUCUGCGCAAGACCACAAACCCUGUAGAGAGACAUAAACUUCUGAAGCCUAUCCCUCAGCGGGAGCGCUCUCAGUGGGAGGUAGGUGUAGGCCACGCAGAGGAUGCCUUCCUGAUGACGCGGCAGGAGCGAAUUGACAACUACACUUUCAUCUACGUUGACCCCGACCCAAAUGAAGCCCCGCCGAACAAGAAACCCAACAUCAGAGCUGAGAGACGAAACCGGCGCUCCAGCGGCUCAAUCAGUAAGAAGGAAGAUGGAGGAGUGAAGUCACCAGAGAGAGAGCUGCCACCGCGAAGGCAGCUGCCACGCAGACAGUGUAGUGUUUCAAACACAGAAGACAACACAAACUCCCAGGCCUCAAGUGAAGAGAAGAACCAGAGGGGGGACCAGCGUAAGGCCAGCUCCCCAAAACAGAAUGCUGGUUGUGACGCACGAGCACGGCAGGACUCACCGCCGCCAGUCAGGGCCUGGAAAACAGCAGCUGCGAGAAAGCUGCUGCCUCUCUCCAUCACCAUGAAGAGGCUGAAUGUGGAGAUCACAAAGUGUGACUGGCCUCUGCUGCAGAAAAAAGCAAUUCCAUCUCCGAAAAAAGAAAAAGAAGAAGAAGAAAAGGAGGAGAGGGUGGAGAGAGAAGCCAGGCAGCCUGACCUUGGAUACUGCUCUCCUGAGCAGGACAGCAGAGCUAAACCUGAGCCUAGUCCAGAGGAGGAGGAAGAUGGGGACGAAGGAGAGGAAGAGGGGGAGGACAGGGAUGAGAGAAGAGGCUCCCCUGCCAGUCGGAGGAGCGAGGAGGGAGGAAUGCAGCCGACCUCCUCCCCUGGAUCGCACCACAGUAGUCCACAGGGUUCUCAAGAGAGAAAGCUGCAGCGAAGAUCAGUCCGGAGCAGGUCUGAGUCAGAGAGAGGCAGCGAUCCCGUCCCUAAGAAGAAAACCAAAAAGGAACAGGCGGAGAUGGCUCCUGAAACCACAAUGAGGACAGGCUCACAGAAAGGUGCCAGUGAGAUCUCGGAUGCCUGCAAGCCUCUGAAGAAGCGAAGCAGAGCGUCAACAGAUGUGGAAAUGGCUUCAUCUCAGUACAGAGACACGUCUGAUUCUGACUCCAGAGGUCUCAACGAUCCACAGGGUUUAUUCGGGAAGAGUCUUGAUAGUCCGGCAGCAGCAGAUGCAGACGCUUCAGAUACUCAGUCUGUGGACUCUGGCUUGUCCCGACAGGACAGCAGCACUGGCAAGAGAGACACGGUCUGCCAGAUCUGUGAGGUGUAUGGAGAGGGUUUGGUUGUGUGUGAAGGUGACUGCAACAGACAGUUUCACUUGGAGUGUCUUGGUCUGACAUCCCUACCUGAAGGCAGAUUCACCUGUUUGGAAUGUAGAAAUGGCAAUCAUCCAUGUUUCAGCUGUAAAACGGUGGGCCAGGAGGUGACACGCUGCUCUGUGUUGGGAUGUGGUUGUUACUACCACGAGGAUUGUGUCCGCAAACUCCCGGGCACCACUAUCAGUUCGGACGGAGGCUUCUGCUGCCCUCAUCACAGCUGCGCUACCUGCUGCCUGGAGAGAGACCUGCAACGAGCCAGUAAAGGUCGUCUGAUGCGUUGUAUCCGCUGCCCGUUGGCCUAUCACACAGGAGACAGCUGCGUGGCGGCGGGUAGUGUCGCCCUCACCCAUCACAUCAUGAUCUGCAGCAGCCAUGGCAGUGCCAAGAGGAACGGCCUCCUCACCUCCCCUGUCAAUGUGGGCUGGUGCUUCCUGUGUGCCAGAGGGCUGUUAGUGCAAGACCUUACUGACACCAUAUUAAGUUCAUAUGCCUAUAAGUCCCACUACCUUCUGACUGAGUCAAAUCGUGCUGAGUUGAAAUUACCUAUGAUUCCCUCUCCUUCGUCAGCUACCAAAAAGAAUGUUGGGAAAGGAGGCAAGUUGCUGUGCUGCGACUCAUGCCCAGCUUCCUUCCACCCGGAGUGUUUGGAGAUGGAGAUGCCGGAGGGCGCGUGGUCCUGCAGUGAUUGCAGGGCAGGGAAGAAACCUCACUACAAACAGAUUGUCUGGGUCAAACUGGGCAACUACAGGUGGUGGCCAGCGGAGAUCUGCAACCCUCGCUUGGUGCCAUCAAACAUCCAGAGCCUUCGCCACGACAUCGGUGACUUCCCUGUGUUUUUCUUUGGCUCCCACGACUACUACUGGAUCAACCAGGGCCGCGUCUUCCCCUACGUAGAGAAUGACAAGAACUUUGUCACGGGUCAGAUCAACAUCAACAAAACCUUCAAGAAAGCUCUGGAAGAAGCAGCCCGGCGGUUUCAGGAGCUCAAGGCACAGAGGGAAAGCAGGGAGGCUCUAGAACAAGAACGCAACUCUCGCAAACCUCCACCGUACAAAUUCAUCAAGUCCAACAAACCAGUGGGGAAAGUGCAGGUACAUGUAGCUGACUUGUCAGAAAUCCCACGAUGCAACUGCAGACCAACAGAUGAGCACCCAUGCAGCCUUGACUCCCAGUGUCUCAACCGCAUGCUGCAGUACGAGUGUCAUCCACAGGUGUGUCCUGCAGGAGACAACUGUGAGAACCAGUGUUUCUCCAAGCGGCUGUACGCAGAGACAGAGGUGAUAAAGACAGACGGCCGUGGCUGGGGCCUCAGGACCAACCAGGCUCUCAGGAAGGGUGACCUUGUGACAGAAUACGUGGGAGAGGUGAUAGACUCAGAGGAGUGCCAGCAACGUAUCAAACGCGCCCAUGAAAAUCAUGUGACCAACUUCUACAUGCUCACCCUCACCAAGGAUCGCGUGAUAGACGCCGGCCCAAAAGGAAACUCAUCUCGGUUUAUGAACCACAGCUGCAGCCCAAACUGUGAAACCCAGAAGUGGACGGUAAACGGAGACGUUCGCAUCGGUCUCUUUGCCCUCUGUGACAUCGAGUCUGGCACAGAGCUGACGUUCAACUACAACCUGCACUGUGUGGGCAACAGGAGAACGUCCUGUCACUGCGGAUCAGACAACUGCUCUGGAUUCCUCGGGGUGCAGCCAAUGAGUGCCGUGGUGAUGGAGAAAGAGGAGAAGGCCAGGAACGCCAAGCUAAAGCCGAAGAAGCGGAAGCUGCGGCCGGAGGGCAAACACACACACGAGUACUUCUGUUUUUGCUGUGGAGAAGGAGGAGAGCUGGUGAUGUGUGACAGGAAGGACUGUCCGAAAGCGUACCACCUGCUGUGUCUCAACCUCACUAAGCCGCCAUAUGGACGUUGGGAAUGUCCGUGGCAUGACUGCAGCGUCUGCGGCGCCCCAGCUUCGUCGCUCUGUGAUUUCUGCCCUCGCUCGUUCUGCGGGGACCACGAGGCGGGGGCACUCAACGCCUCCUCCCUGGAAGGCCGCCCCUGUUGCUCCAGUCACAAUCCCAUCAGUCCCCUGGGCUCCACCUCCAGCUCAACUCAGCCGCGGCGGUCCACUCUGAGCCCCGUCAGGGUCAAAGAGGAGCCGGAGCCGGAACCGGGCCAGCAGGCCGCAGAGUGACGCCUCAGCUCCCUCAAUACCUCAUUCCCUGUAAAGUGCGCUCCCGUCGGCCUCCUGGGCUCCCAUCAACUUCUGACCUGAAGCAGUGCACUACAAAAGGGAAUACAGCGCUUUUUGACCAGUGCAAUGGCUGCUACUCAGAGCCGAGACACACCGAUGAACACCGCAGAGCGACUGGAGUGUCGGCACGGGAAGUGACCGGGCAUCAUUGUGCGCCAUUUUCCCUUCUCUAUUGCCAUAAAACACCAUCACUAACGGUCUCUACAGCUCGCCUGCGCCCAUCGGAGGGGCCCAGACCACCUCAUUAUGUUCCUUUUUUUGUUUGUUUUUUUUUUUUUGUUUGUUUUUUUUUUUACAGCUGUGGAAAUUUUAAGUGUUGUCACGUCGUCAGUUACCGGCACUUUGAAGAACUCACAGGGUGACGUGGAGGGAGAGGUAGUGCAGUGAAAGAGGAGGAGGAGAUGUAAAGCUCAACCUCUCCACCACCACGCUGCUCCUCUCCUUGUUUACCUGCUGUAAGCUGUGAUCAGCAUCUCAAACACAGGAUGGCUUCACGGAAACAAGCCAGCCUUCCUCCAUCACUCCUGACGUGACCUGUCAUCGUAUUUAUCUCUUCUUCCUCUCGGAGAAAAGGAGGGCGGAGAAUGACCGAUUUUUGUGCAAUUUUUUCAGGAUCACACUACAUUCCAACCUUCCUUAAACAUGGUUUUAAUAUACUUAUGGGUAUAGAUGAAUAUAAUUAUAUACAGUAUCUAUGUUUGUUAAUGUUUACAGACAGAUUCUCUCACUUCAUCUCGGUGAGUGGUGUAUUAUGUUUGUUUGUUUAGGUGUUAAGCAUUACGCAGACCUCCUUGUGAAAAUAGUCCUAUUAAGGUGAAAUAUAAUGGUAUAUAGUGUAAUGGUAUGACAUUACAGAAGUACUUGUGAUUUUCAUAUUGCCAGUCUCACUUGCCAUUGUGUACAUAAUUGGCUCAUAAUAUUGUAAAGUACUUAAAGAUCAGGAGGGACGGAGCCUCGCCUCUCUGGUUGUUCCUGGAAGAAGGAAACGCUUUUUUAAACAACAAGACAGAUCCUUUUUAUUUUCUUUUUCGAUAAAAGUUCUGUUUUCACAUUUCCUCCGAACAGUUACUGUAAUUUGUAUUGUAGAUGGAGGAGCCCAGCUUGUGAUCACUGGUGCUGUCUUAAAGUAUUGUUAACCAGCCUUAAGUUUGACUCUGGCUGUAGGAACUACUGCCCAGAUGCAGUCUAUUUCAGUAACGUUGUGUACUGUGACCGCUUCAAAGCUUGUUUUUCUUUUUGUUCCUUUCUUUUUUUCUUUUUCUUCUUCUUCCGUUUGUUGUUUUGCCAAACUUUUCUGAAAAGCACUUUCACGCGGCUUGUCGCUACACAAUUUAGCUAGGUCAUACAUAUACAGAAAUGUAUAUCAAAAGAACAUAUGACAAGUGUUUCAAAAUGGAUACCUCUUCUUCUUGUAGUAACGUCGGGAUUUAAACUGUGUUGUAACUUUUUUUCCUCUUGGUCAGAAACGUGGUGAGUGCUCUGCGUGGUUUUUUUGAGGAAAGUGGCCUAAAAGCUGUUAGUUUUUUUGUGUUUUUUUCUUUGUUUGUUUUUUGCCACAAGUAGAAAUGACUGCCAGCCUGGCUUCGUACAAAAAAGUCCUCAGUGUCCUCGAGGGGCACUUCUUCAUUUUCCACCUGGAGAACAUCCUCAAGGCUGGGCUUUAUAUAAAGACAUAAUGGUAUAACAACAGUCCAGUCUGGUAUAAUGUACAAAUACAAACUUCUGUACAGUGUUUUUAAUCACUCAUCUGUCAAAUCCAAUUUUUUUGUAUUUAUUGCACCACAUUUUAUACCAAUUUCUUUUUCAAACACCAGUACAGUAAUUUGUCUCCCUCUCCACCACGUUGUAAGUGAAAUAGACUAUUUAAAAAACAUGGGGAGUUUUACAUAUUCUAUCUGUAUCUAGUCAUUGCAUAGGUUUUUUACAUUUGGUGUAAUGAUUCCACAUUUGGUAACAGCCGCUGCUCAUCGACCUGUAUCGUGACUCACUGUAGUUGGUGUUAAAAGCAGUGUGAAGCAGUUCAAUAUUGGAAUGUAAAGUUUCAGUUUCAAAGCGGUUUUUGUUGCUGUUGUAGCCUGGACUCAAGUGAUCAUCACAGGAGGAAGCUUUUUCUGUAUUCAUGCCUCAGCAUUUUGCUCGUGAU